Messenger RNA from Helianthus annuus (common sunflower), 1105 nucleotides. RefSeq names its product transcription factor MYB73. Gene Ontology annotation, biological process: regulation of DNA-templated transcription. The coding region runs from base 92 to 928 and encodes 278 amino acids. NCBI's taxonomy places the organism in Eukaryota, Viridiplantae, Streptophyta, Magnoliopsida, Asterales, Asteraceae. Gene Ontology annotation, cellular component: nucleus. The record is from RefSeq and is a predicted model, not a curated record. Gene Ontology annotation, molecular function: RNA polymerase II cis-regulatory region sequence-specific DNA binding; DNA-binding transcription factor activity, RNA polymerase II-specific. The transcript has a single exon.
CACACUACUACUACUCACAUAAAAUAUCACGUUUUCACAUCAUGAUCAUAUAACAAAACCCAUCAAACUUAUAAAACCUUUGUUAACUAAUAUGGCUAAUAACAAUAACAAUUCAGAUGAUCGGAUCAGAGGCACAUGGAGCCCACAAGAAGAUGCAUUGCUGCAACAACUCGUUGAAAAACAUGGGGCCAGGCACUGGUCUUACAUCAGCCGAUCAAUAGCCGGUAGAUCCAGCAAGUCAUGCAGAUUACGGUGGUGCAACCAGCUCUCACCGCUAGUCCAACACCGUGCUUUCACGCCGGAAGAAGACGACACCAUCAUCCGGGCCCAUGCCCAGUUCGGUAACAAAUGGGCCACCAUUGCCCGCAUUUUAACCCGUCGAACCGAUAACGCGGUUAAGAACCACUGGAACUCCACGUUGAAACGUAAGUGUUCGCCCAUGAUGCAACAGCCGAAGUUGAAACGGUCAGUUAGCGCGGGCCCAACCGUCCAGAUCUCAGUUACAGUUCCGGUUUUGGAUUCGAGUAUUAUUUUUAAUCCGGGUGGCGAGCAGGAUAACGACCCUGCUACAGCGUUGAGCCUCUCGCCACCCGGAUUGUCUGCAUCUGCAUCGCGUGUACCCAUUCCUGCGGUACCGCUACAGAUGGUUCCAUUGGAGUUGAAUCAAGAAAUGAAUCAUGUUAACCGCCUGAACCAGAAGAAGAAGAAGGCGGUUAAAUCGUCGGAGGGUGAGGGGUCAAACCUGAAACCGAAGGAGAACCCUCCGGUGGAUUUGAGCGCGGAGUUUAUGGCAGUAAUGCAGGAGACGAUCAAGGAGGAGGUGUGGAAGUACAUGGCGGGGAUAGAGCAAGCGCGUGGCGGAAUGUGCAGUGGUUUUAUGGGUGGCGGAGUGGUGGUGAACGGUGCCGGAAUCAGCAAGGGUGAGUAGUGAAGUGAGUACGAAGAAUGUUUGUUUGAUAAAGGAAAAAGAAUAAAUUGUAUAUACAUAAAAUAGUAGUUUUAAUUAUGUUUUAAGUUUUAUAAGUUUAAGGUUUAAGGUAAAUGGUUUCGGUAAAUGGGUAUGUGGUUUUGGGUAAUCCAGUUGGGUAUCACUUAAUCUCAUGCU